AUGGACUACAUCGACGGCACCACGGUGCCGGUGUGCCUGACCAAGGCGAACACGUUCUGGCCGAUAGCGUUCUUCGUGAUCAUCAUCGGCGUGUUCUUCGUGGUGCCGCUGUUCGUGCUGGUCGUCCUGUACACCGUAAUCGCCGUGCACCUGAUGGCCGACCCCGGCACCAGUUGCACGGACAGCGCGUGCAACCAGCGCGCGCGCCGGCAGGUGGUGCUCAUGCUGGCCACCGUCGUCCUGUCGUUCUUCGUGUGCCUGCUGCCGUUCCGCGUGUUCACCAUGUGGAUCAUUCUGGUGCCCGAGCACACUUUCCUAGACCUCGGCCAGAAGCACUACUACAUCAUACUGUACGCGUCCCGGGUCAUGGUGUACCUGAACUCGGCCGUCAACCCGAUCCUGUACAACCUGAUGUCGUCCAAAUUCCGGCGCGGCUUCUGCAAACUAUGCCGGUCCCGGUGCGGCGCCGACGACUGCGCCGGUUGCAACGAUAUUCCCAUCGGCUGCGGCGGCACUCAUGGACGUAGGCGCCGCCGCGGACGCCGUCGCGGCGACGUGUUUCGCCUCCGGCCAACCGGCACGCUCACCACCACGUUGUCGCAGUCGUGCAGUGGCCCACCGACCAACGGUACUAUGACGGCUGACGGCUGCACCACCGCCGCUGGCACCAUUACCAACGGUUCGGCGCACCACAAUAACGACACCACCGCUGCAGCGGUCGUCGCCUCCUCGGUGGUCACGACGCUGCUCGGACGUCACCGCGUCAAAACGUGUCUACCGUACAAUGGCGAUAGCUACGACUACGACUAUGACGACAACUUUCUCAAGGAGAGUUUCGUAUGA
Messenger RNA from Cinara cedri, 843 nucleotides. NCBI's taxonomy places the organism in Eukaryota, Metazoa, Arthropoda, Insecta, Hemiptera, Aphididae. The record is from the annotation of a GenBank genome assembly.